Molecule: messenger RNA, 1514 nt
Organism: Dermatophagoides pteronyssinus (European house dust mite)
Lineage: Eukaryota; Metazoa; Arthropoda; Arachnida; Sarcoptiformes; Pyroglyphidae
Product: serine/threonine-protein kinase ICK
Biological process (GO): protein phosphorylation
Molecular function (GO): protein kinase activity; ATP binding
Source: RefSeq, a predicted model, not a curated record
UUUUAAAAAUAAAGUGACCAUUAUUAUUGAAGAAAUAAAAUGAAUCGUUAUGUAACAUUAAGUCAAUUAGGUGAUGGAACUUAUGGUUCAGUAUUUUUGGGACAAAAAAUCGAUACAGGCGAAAGGGUUGCUAUUAAAAAAAUGAAACGAAAAUAUUUUUCCUGGGAAGAAUGUAUGAAUCUUCGUGAAGUAAAGUCUCUACAAAAACUUAGCCAUCCAAAUCUUAUAAAAUUAAAAGAAGUUAUACGGGAAGAUAAUACAUUAUAUUUUGUAUUUGAAUAUAUGAAAGAAAAUCUUUAUCAAUUGAUUAAGGAUCGUGAAAAACCGUUUGCGGAAAAGAUCAAUUGUAAUAUUUUAUAUCAAAUACUGCAAGGUUUAUCAUUUAUGCAUAAACAUGGAUUUUUUCAUCGUGAUAUUAAACCGGAAAAUCUGCUUUGUAUGGGACCAGAAUUAAUAAAAAUAGCCGAUUUUGGUCUGGCGCGUGAAAUACGAUCUCGGCCACCAUAUACAGAUUAUGUAUCAACACGUUGGUAUCGUGCACCUGAAGUACUACUUCGUUCAACUGCAUAUAAUUCACCCAUUGAUAUAUGGGCUGUUGGUUGUAUAAUGGCUGAAUUAUAUACCUUACAGCCACUGUUUCCAGGACGAAGUGAAAUUGAUCAAAUUUUUCGUGUCACAUCUGUUCUGGGUACACCUGAUAAAUCCGAUUGGUCUGAAGCAUAUCUUCUGGCUAAUCAAAUGAAUUUUCGUUUUCCACAAUUUUCCUCAAUACCAAUUGAAACAAUUGUUGUUGGACAAAUAUCAUCGGAAGGUUUACAAUUUUUAAAAAGUACCUUGCAAUGGAAUCCACAAAAACGACCAACCGCAUCACAAGCAUUAAAAUUUAGUUAUUUUCAAAAUGCAACAAAUUAUUCGCCACAUAAUCAAACGGAUAAAAACAUUAAAAGUGGUGUUUCGAAAACAGCACCAACACAAUCGGAAUAUAAUAAGAAAAUUUUAUCCAUAUCAAAUUCCAAUAAUACAACAACAUCAGCUUAUAAUAAAUCAUUAACCAAUAAUUUAUUAAUUAAAACUGUACCAAGUUAUUUAAGUGAACCAUCAUCCACAACAAAUGAUAUUGAUAAUCAUAGUAUACAACAAUUACAAAUGCAAAUUGGCAAUCAUAAUCAUCAUAAUCAAUCAACAUUGAUUGGAAAAAAUUCUGAUCAAAAUAAUUCGUUGAAUACGAACAAUCAAAAAUUUUCAAUGAAAGAUCAAUAUCUUUCAAGCUCAAGAUAUAUUGCCGGACAGAAUACAGCCAAAAAAAAUUCAACUAUUAUUAAUCAUAAAAAUUCGGGAGAUCAACAACCAACAAUAUUUGGAAAUUAUCGCAAAAAUUCAAUAACAUCUAAUAAAUCGGCCAUAAGUAAUGGACAGAGGAAAUUAUAUGCAUCAUCACAUUAUGGUAAAACUGAUUGGUCAGCAAAGUAUGUUAACCACAAAAACAAAUAACAAUCGAUUCAUUUGAUUACAAU